GUAGGAUUUGAAUUGAUUGUUUAGUACGUAGUAAUUCCCGACAGGGAUAGCUAGCACAUUCGUGAUAUCCUGGCUGUAGAGGUAUGGAUUAAAUUGAUUGGCAUCUGUGAAUUAAUAUGGAUAGGAUAGGUAGUGAAUCCCGGUGUUUCUCCCAGAGCUUUCUCCCAUUGAUUUAAACCCGACACUUUAAUUUGCUUGUUUAGUUAAUUUUGCUAGUAGUUAAUAAUCUCAUUAAAUCUUUUUCACCUAUAGUUUGCUCUAUUAAAUCGGUAAAUCUUAAGGUUGUACCAGUCCCUGAGAGACGAUACCCGGACUUUCCGGUUUACUACGAGAUAGGAUUAAGGCAUACGCUUUUGCCCUAUCAAGUUUUUGGCGCCGUUGCCGGGGACUGCCAUACCUUAUUUUUUGUUGAUUUUUGUGAGUGAACUAUUUUGAUCUGUGUGCUAGUGUGCAGGUGAAUUUCAGGUUAAUCCUUUUUGUGCAUGCCUAGGAGGACAACCAGGGAUUUAUUGCCACUAGACCUAGAGAUCGAGAAGACCUGUCGACUGAACAGGAAGCAGGUCAAGUUAGGGAAGCAGCCAACCACAACUCCUAGGCCUUCCCUAACCCAGAGAGGGCAGGCUUCAUCACCUGUCGUCCCUACACCACCACCACCACCUCGUGACAUUGAGCCAGUCAUCAUGGCAGACGAGGAUCGUUCGAUCAGGGCUCGUUUAAAUCGACGGACUGGAGCCCGGGCUUCAUGUGUUUUCAUUCCGGCUGGGGAUGCAACCAUGGAGAUUACCCCAGCAUUUAUCAACAUGAUCACCAAUGGGUAUACUUUCUCUGGGGCUAGCAAUGAGGAUCCUCACGAGCAUCUCCGCCGGUUCGCGAGUAUAUGUGAUACAAUGAAGAGCCCCACAGUAUCUGAUGAUGCAAUCCGUCUUCGGAUGUUCUCAUUUUCUCUGCUAGGGAAUGCAUCACACUGGUUCCAAAACUUAACACCCCGUUCCAUCACGACAUGGAGUCAGCUUGAGAAGGUAUUUCUGGAUAAAUACUUCCCACCUGCCUUGGCAAUGAAGAGGCAAGAAGAGAUUGUUACUUUUAAGCAGGCUGAUGAUGAGAGUCUGACUGAGGCAUGGGAGCGCUACAAAGGGCUGUUGAUGAGAUGCCCAAGCCAUGGUCUUGAAGAUUGGAACGUGAUCAUUAUUUUCUUCAAUGGAAUCAGAAGGGAGUUUCGGGAUGCUCUGAAUAAUGCUUCCCGAAAUGGUUUCACAAGAAUGGAAGCACCAGAAGCAUAUGAACUGGUGGAGAAGAUAUGCUCUGAAGAUACUGAAUGGGGUAGUGAGACCGGCAUUCGAAGGAGAGGAGGCUUGCAUGAGAUAGACAGAGUGGCAAGCUUAGAAGCAAAGAUUGAUGCUAAGUUGGAUUCCAAGUUCGAUGCACUCGAACGAAGGCUGGCUAAGAUGGCUCUUGGUAGACAGGAGGAGGUUGCUUUUUGUGAAUUAUGUGAAGGUGUUCAUCAUAGGGAUCUAUGUCCACUGGUGGCUGAUCAGUUGGAAGAUGUGCACUAUAUCAACAAUCAGCGAAAUCAAGGCCAGGGUGGUAUGUAUUCAAAUACCUACAACCCGCAAUGGAGAAAGCAUCCUAACUUUUCCUGGGCGAACAACAACCCAACUGGUGUUCGAAACAUCCCACCUCCUGGUUUUCAACAGCAGAAGCCUCAACCAGAGAAGAAGCCCCAGCUGGAGGAGUUGAUUUUGGCUCAUAUGCAGAAAACAGACAAUAAUUUCAAGGGCCUGGAUCAAUUUGUCACUCAACAGCUAGCCAUCAACAAUAAUUUACAAUCGUCUAUGCUAGCUAUGGAGAGGCAGAUGGGACAAAUGGCUCAAACUUUGGCAGAUAUGAAAGCCAGGAUUCCUGGGACAUUACCAGCAAAUACUGAGAGGAAUUCGAAGGAUGCCAUGGUUGUAGCAGUGACAUUGAGGAGUGGAAAGGCCUUGGAAGACCCUAGCAGCUCGAAAAAGGCACCAGAGGCAGAAGAGGAAGCAUCGGGAGAAAGAUCUUGUGCAGAAAAUGAAGAAUCAGCCUUGCACAGGCAAAAUGAAAGCAGUUUGCCUGUGCAAAAGCAUGCUGCCCGUGUACCUCAAAAAGUGGAAAAAUUGAAGAAUGAAGAGGUAAAGCCUUAUGAACCUCCCGCACCAUUCCCUCAAAGGUUAAUGAAGCCCAUGGAAGACCCAAACUUCAAGAAAUUUGUGAAUAUCUUCAAGCCUCUUCAGAUUAACAUACCCUUGGCGGAGGCACUUGAACAGAUGCCUACAUAUGCUAAAUUCUUAAGGGAGUUGCUGACAAAGAAGCGGAAAUGGGCUGAUCUGGAGAAGGUAACCCUUACUUCUGAAUGUAGUGCUGUGAUUCAGAAUAAAUUACCAGAAAAGAGGGAUGAUCCGGGCAGCUUCACCAUUCCAUGUGUCAUUGGAGGUACAGAAUUCAAUAAAUCACUUUGUGAUCUUGGAGCAGGAAUUAAUUUGAUGCCAUACUCAGUCUACAAGAAAUUGGGAUUGGGAGAUGUUCUAAAGCCUACUCGGAUCACUCUCCAAUUGGCUGAUCGAUCAGUGAAAAUUCCAAAAGGAGUGGUGGAGAAUGUAUUGGUGAAGGUGGGAAAGUUUAUUCUCCCAACAGAUUUUGUAAUCCUGGAGAUGGAAGAUGAUCGGGGAGUGCCUCUAAUCCUCGACAGACCUUUUCUAGCAACCGGUGAUGCACUCAUCGAUGUUGGGAGAGGCAAGUUGACAUUCCGAGUAGGUAAGGAGGAGGAAAUUUUUAAUGUCUUUCAAGUUGACCAUAAUCAUGAUGAAUUUGAAAGUGAAGCUCGAGAAAGGAAAAAUCCCUCUUCCUGUGAUAGUGGACCAUCCGAAGAACUAUCACCUAUCCUAUCUGCUCAGAUUCUGAAAUCAAGGCAAGGGCAGAAAUCCUUGCCAGGUCACCUCAAGUAUAGAUAUUUGGGUAAGGAUUUCAAUAUUCCUGUUAUUAUUCCUUCUUCACUAACAUUGAAACAGGAAGAGUACUUGCUUGAGGCGCUGCAAUACCACCUACGCCUCACUAAAGGGUCCAACAUGUCAGCUAAGAAGGUCAUACCCAAUUUUCGCACACCUGGUCCUGCAGAGGUGACUCAUAUGUUGGAUGGAGGUUAUGCGUUCUAUCAUUGCUCGGGAGGGUAUGCUGGAUACCUUUCCAUACCCAUUGGUUGAAAGCUCCAUGAACGUCAGGCUGAGGACGUUAAACAAGCGCUUCUUGGGAGGCAACCCAAGGUAAGUUUUCUUUUCUUUAUUUUUCUUUUUAGUUGUGUCAAACCCGUGCAUGUUUAGAGUAGGAGUUGAACAUUAGGGACAAUGUUCCAUCCUGAGUGUGGGGUGGCGAGUCUUAGUGUUGUUUGUCCCUGUUGCAUGUGGUAAAAAAAAAAAUAGUAUCUUCCGCAGUUUAAUCAACAGUAGAACAACCA
Linum trigynum is the source of this 3475-nucleotide messenger RNA. The record is from the annotation of a GenBank genome assembly. NCBI's taxonomy places the organism in Eukaryota, Viridiplantae, Streptophyta, Magnoliopsida, Malpighiales, Linaceae.